GCAGUGGCGCUUGUGCAUGGCGACCGGCUGAUCGGAUAUUUCUCGACCUUGCAGGGUGUGGAGGAAGGCGAAGCUGUAGCACAAUGCAUUGACAAGACCCGGCAGCGUUUGCCCAGGUACAUGUGGCCCGAGCUUGUCCACGUCAAAGAGUGGCCCAGGGGUCGAACUGGCAAGGUGGAUCGAAAAGCUUUGCCGGUGCCAACGAUCUGCGUGCAGGCCACAGAUUUGCAAUUGUUGGAUCUGGUCGGCUGCUUUUGGCAGAUUUGCCAGGUGCUAAGGCGAGAUCCCGCAGUCACAUCUGUUCGCUCAGAUUUCUUCACGUUGGGAGGCACAUCACUGAAAGCAGCAGCGCUGCUCUCCGCUCUGAGGGCCCAGGUGCCAGAGGCCGCGGCGCUGCAGUUCGAGGAGCUCUACGCCCAUCCGGAUGCAGCGAGCCUGGCACAGCUGCUGUCUGGCAGCCGCGAGGUGCUUGUCCUGGGUCCUGCACCAGUGGAAGGGCUGCUGCCAGCCUCCCUGGGCCAAGAGCAUAUGCUCAUUCUGCAGGAGUUGCACGAAGGGAGCUCGGCAUACAACUCACCCCUCAUCCUCAAGUUAGAGGGAUCUUUGGACCGAGCCUUGCUCUCUUCCGCACUGGACCGUGCCAUGCGCCAACACUUGCAGCCAUUGGUGAGUGACAAAUGUGAAAAGGAGAAAACAAUUUUUGAGGUCCUUGCGAGGCACGACGUGCUACGCAGCAACUUGCUGCGAGACUCGGACGGCACGGUGCUGCAGGCCAGGCCUGCAGAGCACGACGCUUCAAAAGCAUGCAUUUGCAAUCAUUUGCAUGCUUGA
Symbiodinium pilosum is the source of this 831-nucleotide messenger RNA. Lineage: Eukaryota; Dinophyceae; Suessiales; Symbiodiniaceae. The record is from the annotation of a GenBank genome assembly.